Molecule: messenger RNA, 3333 nt
Organism: Salmo salar (Atlantic salmon)
Lineage: Eukaryota; Metazoa; Chordata; Actinopteri; Salmoniformes; Salmonidae
Source: RefSeq, a predicted model, not a curated record
UGGUCACUCGAAUAUCUUGUUAAUAUAAUAGAAAAUCUUUGACCGAACUAAAAAAAAAUAAGAAAAGCGGAACGGGUGAACGCCCCUUCUUCCUUAUAUGGGUGUUCAUUCCACCCAGUUUCCUUUUUGUUUUUUUAAAUCAUUAUCCCCGCCUCUUUUCACUGAGUCAAUUCGCACCGUUGCAGCCAUUUUAAUCUAGACUUCAGUUGCUACUGGACCGGAUGAUCCUUGCUUAAAACCGUUGAAAGCAAGGUGUUGUACUGACUCUUCGGUUGCCUAGGCAAAGCUCCCCCCUCCUCCUCUUCCUCCCUGCAUCACAUGCAAUCAGGAGCGGAGGGUGAAAAGCAAGACAGACUUCGGGAGCUCUCAAACAUUUUACCUCAAGGCAGAUGUCAUGAAUUACACAGACCCGGUUGUGGAGAAGGCCGUCAACUCCUGGUCCAGAAUCGCCUCAGCUGGACAGACCGUCCUUCUAGAGGCGUUACAGAUCCUCAACCCCAUGUCAAAGGAUCUCUCGGACACCGAGGAACUGGUAACCUUUCUCCAAGGGCUUAAAGAAGAAGGCCACAAGCCCACAGUGUUACGAAGCAAAGAUGUUUACGGAUAUAGAUCUUGUACAGCCAGAACACUACCAGAAGAGAUGUGCUGUACAGACAUGGCUAGCAAGGGCUCAAGGACAGGCAAGAAGAGGGGAAGGAAGAAGAAGAAGAAGGAGUCUAACAAGUACGCAUCGUGGACUACUAGUGCAUCAGAAUCUCACAAGGGGUCUGUCUUUUCCAGACCUCCGGCUAUGACUAUUGAACCUCCACUGAUACAGCAAUGUCUGAAACUAACAAACAUUACAGGUUUGACGAGAGGCCACACCGCGAGACUACAGAUUCACUCUCAACUUCCAACACUUUCAGGGAUCCCGUUGCUGCCUUCGCAGAACAUGGGUAGAACACCAAAAGCAGUGGCAUUGGUCGGUCUGGAAUGGAACGGAGCCCUUAUCGGAGACUCCGCCCCAGUGAUGUAUCAAAACGGCCGAGGAGUUUACAACUACAAGAUUGACGUGUCAAACCACAGACGGUCCUGGAGGGACGACCAGUCUCUGUGGGUGAUGAACGAUCAGGAGGAGUGUCGGCUGGACGAGAAUAGCCUGCGGUGGAAGGUGGUCAAAGUGGAUGACUGCGUCACGGUGGAGGAACUGAGGAGGAAGGCCCAGAGGAUCCUACAGGUGAACCUAUCCCCUGUGAUACAGAUACGACCGCUAUAUGGAACUGUAGCGGAAAACCAGCGUGAUAUCUCCAGCGACUUCUUAGCCUAGCGUUCAUUUCGUAACGAGGCUUGACUGUUGAAAGCCAGAAGGGGAACAUCAUCAUGUCGGCAUCGUCUGACUACAGUAAAGUAAGUUUCUUGUAUUGUGCAACGACGGGAUGAUGGCAUGAAUCUGACGUGUCAACAGGACUGAAGAAACUGAACGUGUCGCAGAAGUUGAAAGACACUCCAUAGACAUUACGGUGCAGAACGGUGCGCAUUCGUUUUUCUUUACUAGCUUCUGUUUUGUACCUUGAGGAUGGACCGAUAGAUUUGGUAAACAGUGUCACUGUAGGAUCACUUUUCUUGCAAGAACAAAAAUAAAAUGUUUACCCUAUUUGGUCUAGCCUACACGACAGUUUGCAGAUUUCAGUCACCUGAAAUGAAUGUGCAAGACUCAUCAUCUUGAUUUAGCUCUUCCUGUUGUCACUGACUCAUUUGAUUGCCAUUUGUAUCUACUUUUGUGUAGUCUAGACUGUUUCAUUGAGUUGAAACUUUGACAGCCUCAAAUUUAUUCUGUGUUUGCUGAAUGUAAGCACUCGAAUCGUAACAAUUCCAUUGCAGGACUAAGUUAAAAUGGCCUCGUUCUUUUUACCUAAAAUAAAUAGUAUUUUUGUAGUGGCUUUUUUUAUUUUUUUGUUGAAAUAUAAUUAUAUUUUCUCUGGGUAAAGCAUUUAAUAGCAUCAUCAACCACCCUCUUCAUUUUUGAAGUAUUUUAUUGAACCUGGAUUGCAGAAUUAUUCCAGUUUUUUUGAAAAUGGAAACAUGAACAGAUAUUAGUUUACGGUCUUAGAUCGGACGCUAACUUUGCAUCGGUGCUAACUGGGUACCAGCUAAAUCUGGCCAUUUGUGAAGAAGUUGCCACAAAGUGUUUUGUGAUCUAUCUUUCAUCAUUAGUUUAGUUGAAUGGUUUCGGGUUUGUGCUGCUUCCAUUACUUAUUUUAAGUUUGGCAUUGAACAUGUUGUAUUGUAGUGGGCACGAGUCAAUCAAGGGUAGCCUACUUCACAGGGACUGUGUCCCAAAUGGCACCCUAUUCCCCUUUUAUAGUGCACUACUUUUGACUCGUGUCCCAUAGGGUUCUGGUCAAAUGUAAUGGACUAAAUGGGGAAUUGGGUGCCAUUUGGGACACAACCAUAAUUGUGGUUUAGCCUCUCUUAGUGUUUUUUUUUUUUUUUUAUUGGCUUGCUGCGUCUUCAUCCUGCCUCACUCUGGAUUUAAUUGGCACAUUGUUUUGUUGCCAUUUUCACCAUCCCAGAAGUUGCAGGACAAAAGUACAGUCAAAUUAAGGAAUGGGUUAAGUUUAAGGUUUUUGUUAGGUCAGGUUUAAUGUUAGGGAAAGUGAAGUGUUCAAAUGUUUUGAAUCAUGUUGUGGCCCAAAAAAUCAGGGCCUUAAGUUGAUCCUUUUUUGCCAUAUGUUGAAAAUAUUGUAAAUGAUACUGUAUGGUUGUGUUCAGGCCAGGGACCAAACAGUCAUUGCGAUUGCCAAAGGCGUUCUUAAAGGAAAUGACAGCAGAUUACUAUGGCUGUAAAAUACGUUUUUUUUUUAAAGUUUUUUUCAGCCAAUCUUCAUUUCAAUGUACUGGUAUAAAAUGACUAAGUUAAGUUGCCAUGUUAUUUUGAACUAGGGUAUGUAUAGUAGGUCAUGGAUUUUAUACAACACGUAUUUGCUGCAAAUACAUUUUUCACAGGAUCUUUAAAGCCUAAAUUUUAUACCUCAUGCAAGUAUGCAACGCAGGAACGUAAUUAUCUACUCAAAAUGGCAUAGUUUCGAGUUACACGAACAUGUGCAGCCCUGCAAUUUGUAUGUACGCAGAAUUGCCAUUUUGCUUAGAUUAUUGUGUUAUUUGCAUUGCACUCUUGCGUCUUGUAUAGAUAAGUACUCUUGUCACAUGACACAGUGCUACAUUUUUCUUUUCUCAACCAACAAUGUGUCUGAUUUUUGUUGCCGUUGGUUGAAAUUUGCUGAACAAAACUGUACAGUGUUGAAUUACAUUUUCAGAAAUUGCUCAAUAAAAUGAAUCUUAAAAAAAAAGGCA